Porites evermanni is the source of this 795-nucleotide messenger RNA. The record is from the annotation of a GenBank genome assembly. Lineage: Eukaryota; Metazoa; Cnidaria; Anthozoa; Scleractinia; Poritidae.
AUGUCCAGUGUUUUUGUCGCACCUAUAGCUGCAAAAACUGCAGAUUACAUGAAAGUCGGUCGCAUUUCUCCUUUCACAAUCAAUUGGAGAGUAAUUAUUGGUAUAUCUCUAGCGUUAGGUAUACUUUUACUUUACUAUCUCCUUUCGCCAACCGGAAAUAUCAUGGAGUUCCCAGCCGGAGGGUACCUCGAAUUAGAAGGAGAAGCAAACAGAAUUUACUAUCGAAGAGCAACUCCCGAAAAUGGUGGACGCUUCACAGUCUUGUUGCUUCAUGGUCAAGCUUUCUCUUCCCAAACCUGGGAUGAUCUCGGUACUUUAAAGUUUCUACGAGCCAAAAAUUACAACGUGGUGGCUCUAGACCUGCCUGGUUACGUGAAAUCGAAGGAUUAUGCAAAUAUCCCGAAGACAUCUGAAGAACGAGCAAAGUUUCUGAAUGAGGUCAUCGAGAAGCUUCAUAUUGAACGGCCUGUGAUCGUGUCGCCUUCUAUGAGCGGUUCAUACUCGUUGCCUUUUAUUUUUCAAGGUGAAAAAGGCCGAAAUCUGCGGGGAUACGUCCCUGUAGCUCCAGUAGGCACAGAGAAAUACACUAAAGAUGAUUAUGAAAACCUUGAGUUACCAACUCUUAUUGUGUAUGGAGAAAACGACGAAACAUUGGGACUUUCGUCCUUGCAAAGGCUAAAUAAUAUCCGUGGACAUAUGAUCCAUGUGAUAAAGGAUGCUGGGCAUGCCUGCUAUUUGAAGAAUAGUGAUGAAUUCCAUGACAACGUGGAGAAGUUUCUUAGCAAGUUAAACUAA